CCCAAAAAGCGCAGGAAAAACGGAAGGGGAGACGCGCGGGCGAACGAGUGCCCGCGGGCCGGCAAAAUUGUUCCGGCGCGCGCCUUACGCGCCUCCUGGACGGUGUCCGGCGAGGCUCAUUCUACGGCAGCCACGCUCUCCCUUAAGACCGCUUAGGCCUGGAAUAAGCGAAGCCUAAGAAGGAGGCCCUUAAGAAGUUGCGGCAAGGCCGGCGGCAAUGUCCGUGAGGAGCGGCCAGGGGCGCGCGGUUGCGUUGCUGCGGGUGACCACGACGACGACGACAGCCUCGAGGGCGCGGGGCCUGCACCGCUUCCUUUCGUCCGCGUCGGCCUGCCCGUUGUUGUCUGCUCUUUCUCCACGCGACGGGGCCCUACCGGGGCGCUGGGCCCGACAGUGAGCCGCCUCGGGCUGGGCCCGGGCGGAAGAGCGCGAAGACCGAGAUUGCGGGGCGCGGGGAGCUGCCGAGGGGCAGCCAGAGCUUCGGCCGCUUGAGCAUGGGAAUCCUCUUUACCCGGAUAUGGAGGCUGUUUAACCACCAGGAGCACAAAGUGAUAAUAGUUGGGCUUGAUAAUGCAGGAAAAACUACUAUUCUUUAUCAGUUUUCUAUGAAUGAAGUAGUGCAUACUUCCCCAACAAUAGGUAGCAAUGUGGAAGAGAUUGUAGUUAAUAAUACACGUUUUCUUAUGUGGGAUAUUGGAGGCCAAGAAUCUCUUCGAUCAUCAUGGAACACAUAUUAUACAAAUACUGAGUUUGUGAUAGUUGUUGUGGAUAGCACAGACAGAGAGAGAAUUUCUGUAACUAAAGAAGAACUGUAUAAAAUGUUAGCACAUGAGGACUUGAGAAAAGCAGGCUUGCUCAUCUUUGCUAACAAACAGGAUGUUAAAAACUGCAUGACGGUAGCUGAAAUUUCUCAGUUCCUGAAACUAACAUCUAUUAAAGAUCACCAGUGGCACAUCCAGGCAUGCUGCGCUCUUACUGGCGAAGGAUUAUGCCAAGGACUUGAAUGGAUGAUGUCAAGACUUAAAAUCAGAUGAUUCUAACUCUGCACAAAUAUUGUACAAAAGAGAACUGGCUAUUUGGCUGUGAAUUAUUGGCUUAUGUAUAUUUAUAAAAACAAGAUGACCUUUUUUUGCUACCUGAGGGGAUUUCAAACAAGAGAAAAGAAUAGGAAGUUCAGCCUUGACUUCCUUUGAUGAUUUCUUUGAACUGACAUUUAAAUACUGUGGCUGGCCUUUCUUUUAUCAAGAAAUAAUGUGCGGAGAUCAAAUACAAGGAAGGAAUUUUAACCUUUACUUUUUAUUAUUCUAGUCUAACUCACUAAGUUGAAAUGCUGACUUUAUUAUUUCCACAAAUCAAAAGAAAAUCAGUGGUACAGGUACUGACUGUCGGGUAUUGAAACCGACUGGGAUGCGUUUCAGAAAUGCAAAAAUGUUCCUAUAUGUGAACUGUAUGUUUUAUGUAAUUAUACCUCAUAUUAAGCUUGAUUAAAAUCUGUUGAGCAAAUUGGUUAAUAUCAUUAAUUCUGUCCGUAGUAUUCCGUAAGUGGCAGUAUGUGAUUUGAGCCACUUUGGACCUAUGAGUUCCAUGUGUUACAGCCAAUCUUUUUUGUCUGAAGACCCAGUAGGUUCUGUCAGGACAAAUUCUUUAUCUACUUUCCAGCCUGUCUCAAUCUUUGGUGAAGCUAUAGCAGGCUUUGGGAUACAGAAGAGGAGCUGCUAGUUGGACAGGAUGAUGAGAAUGUUCAACCAGGUCAUCAAAACACUGUGCAUGGAAUGUUUUGUAUCACACCGUGGCAGUAUGUUUGGGAUCAAAUUUGAAUUUGUGAUGCUUUAUUAAAAAAGCUGGGGAAUAUUGCGUUUUGCUCAAAACCAACUGAAAUAAAAAUACAGGUUAUGUAUUAUUUUAUGUAUAUCCUGCAGUUUAAAGCAACCAGAAAAGAAUUAAGAUACAAUGUAUUAUUAUUUAGAAGUUUACAUUUUGAUUGCAUUUGCUGAAAUGCGCAUUGCUUCAAAAAGAACAUUUGAGUUACAUGAAAUAGGCGCUGUGGUUCGCAAACAUCUUUAUACAUGCAUAGAAUGUAUGCGUAGAACAUUUCCAUUUGAAACACGAUGUGUAAUGUUGAAGUUAAAUGGUGGGUUGAAUCCAAAAGAAAUGGGCUAAUUAGGAAUUUCACAGAAUAGGUAUAUGUCUCUUGGAGGUUCUUCUGAGGAAAUUGGGGGUGUGCUCUUUAUGUGAUCACCUAAAAUGACCAGAAAUGCAUAAUUACACUAAGUUGCACUUAAAGUCACUUGAAUGAGAAAUCUUGACCACUCUUGUUGAUUUAAUAGAUAAGAUCAGCUAGGUUUUGAUCAAUUCCAUUGCUGCUUUAUAGGGGGCAAAGAAUAUAGACAGCUAUGUUAGUAGCCUAUUCAUUGAGCCAUUUGCUUUUCAGAUUCUCUAGGGGUAUCCCAAGUGUGUACCCACGUGUGCAUGUGUGUGUGCACAUGCACGUAUGUGUGCGUGUUUAUAUGCCUUGAUUCAGCUGUUCCCGAAAGUGAAAAUUUAAACUAAAUGCAUGGAUCCUACAAAGCAGUUUACCAGUUUUAUAUCUUCCCUGUUUCAAAACUUGAAGUGCAUUAAAAUAUGAAUAAACUAAUUUUCCUGUUACUUUAUGCUGCAAUGAUUGUAAAGGUGGAUAGGGGAAUAAGUUGGUGCCUGGUAUAGGAAAAUACAAAUUAUUUGAGAUACUAUUUUAAUCUUCUGAAUGUUGUGCUUACAUUCUUUCCAGGCUUAAGGGGUUAUUUAGAAACAAGUGUAUCCUUAGUACCAGAUAAACCAAAUGCCUCACCUUCUUUUUUAAAAAAAUCAGGCAUUAAGUAUAACUUGCACUGUAUAUUUCAAGUUGGAUCAAAGGAAUUAACUAUUUGAAUGGUUGGAGCUCAAUACACUGGCUGCUUUGUACAAUGGCUCAUCAGUUUUUCUGAUUGGAGACAUGCUUAAAAUCAGUAAUGCCAUUAAACUACAUAUCAGUAUUUGGCAGGAGAAAAAAAUGGCACAUCAUAGUUUUCUUUGAACAUUUUACAACAAACUGGUUUUGAAAUAACUCUUAACUUUGAAAUCAGUUUGCUGUGGGUAUGUUUUUUAAGAGGCAUAAACAAAUAUUUAAACCUCUUGUAAAUUGUUCCAUGCUACUUUAUUCCUACAUAUAAUAUUUUUUUUAAAAUCACCUGUCAUCAGAUGAAUGCCCUGAGAAUUAUGUUUCAACAUAAACAUAAACAUAGUUAAAAUUGAAGUAGAAUGCAUAAACUUUUUGAAUAUACCCAAGUUAUCAAAUGUAUUAAAUACCCUUACUAACUUUAACAAGUAUGAACGGGAGUGCAUGAGUUCCCAAAUGGGAACCGAUUUCCUUCCGACAUUCUUGUCUCAACUCUCAGACUUAAGAAUAAAUAGAUGGUUGUGAGAAGGGUAAUUUACCCUGUUUUCAAUGACUUCAGUAAAAUUGAAAGCAUAGAAACCUACAGGCAUAGUCCAGCUCUGAGACUUGACUGACUCUCAGCAUUAACAAAAACAAAUGCUUAUACAACUUUAUUUCAGCUUUGAAUCAACUAGCAGUGGGCUGUUGGACACACUGAAAAGAGGUUAGAAGAAAGCUUAAUACAAAGCCUUUGGAUAAUUAAUCUUAUUUUAGAGCAAAAUGUUAUCAAUCAGUUCUUUAAAGCUAAAGUCCAUUUUUGUUUUCUUGCAUAUUUUUAUCCAAAGCAGGCUUUGGACAGAACAGCUAUGUGUUGAGCAUUAAUUUCAAAUUGAUCUGUUACUCUCUCUCUAUAUAUAUAUGAAUAUGAGAAUACAUUGCUGUGUGCAGAUUCUGUGAUCUAUUUUUAAGACUGAAGGGGAAAGUGCCCUGUACUUCCAUAGGGCCUGUGAAUGAUGACGGUAACUUGGUUGAUGUCAUUCUGUAGAGUGGAAGAAGCAGAUCAGGAUAAUACACUCAAGAAAAGCUGAACAUAAGUAAUUUCUAGAUUUAGGUUGAUGAAAGAAUUGACUUACCAUUUUAGGUUGUUGUUUUUUUUAAUUAGCCUUGGCUGCAUGCUUGAUUCUGUGCCUAUAUGUAAUGCCUACUUAAUGUGUAAAUUUUGUAAAUAAAGGAUUAUUAGAAAGAUAAA
This is a messenger RNA of Crotalus tigris (Tiger rattlesnake), 4142 nucleotides long. RefSeq names its product ADP ribosylation factor like GTPase 5A (gene ARL5A). The record is from RefSeq and is a predicted model, not a curated record. Gene Ontology annotation, cellular component: cytoplasm; trans-Golgi network. Gene Ontology annotation, biological process: vesicle-mediated transport; intracellular protein transport; protein localization to Golgi membrane. Lineage: Eukaryota; Metazoa; Chordata; Lepidosauria; Squamata; Viperidae. The transcript is spliced from 6 exons. Gene Ontology annotation, molecular function: GTP binding; GTPase activity. Bases 495 to 1034 code for a protein of 179 amino acids.